AUGCAUCCUGGACAUGUCGCAGAACCAGUUGCAGGUGUUGCAUGCAGAAGACUUUCAGGUCUCAAAUUUGGUCAGAAUGGCAUCCUGGACAUGUCGCAGAACAAGUUGCAGGACUUGCCUCCAAAGGUCUUUGACAGUCUUGAGCUCGACCGACUGAACCUACAAAACAACAAUCUUAUCCAACUACAUGCAGGAACCUUUCAAGGUCUCACCUUUGGUCGGUACUGUUCCAGAUGCAUCCUGGACAUGUCGCAGAACCAGUUGCAGGUGUUGCAUGCAGAAGCCUUUCAGGGUCUCAAAUUUGGUCAGAAUGGCAUCCUGGACAUGUCGCAGAACAAGUUGCAGGACUUGCCUCCAAAGGUCUUUGACAGUCUUGAGCUCGACUGA
Molecule: messenger RNA, 387 nt
Organism: Cladocopium goreaui
Lineage: Eukaryota; Dinophyceae; Suessiales; Symbiodiniaceae
Source: the annotation of a GenBank genome assembly